Theileria equi strain WA is the source of this 989-nucleotide messenger RNA. RefSeq lists its product as hypothetical. The record is from RefSeq and is a predicted model, not a curated record. The transcript has a single exon. The coding region runs from base 173 to 949 and encodes 258 amino acids. Lineage: Eukaryota; Apicomplexa; Aconoidasida; Piroplasmida; Theileriidae.
ACCCAUAAUUUUAGUCUAAAACGCUAAUCUAUAAACGUGUAAAUAUAUAUGUAACUCGUACAUUGUACACAAGUCGUGGGUGCUUACACAUGAAGCAGGUCGCUUAUCCCCGUGUAUAAUUUGUCUCUUGAUGAUUCUACAAACAUACUGACUAUGUAACUAUAUUAGCAAAAUGGAUCUUAUAGACUGCGAGCAGUAUACCCUCAUGAUAGGUUUGGUCAAAAUGGCUGAGGAAUACCUCACCGAAGAUGUAGAUUUAACUACCAUAAAAGAACGCGUUAUGCGUAAGGUGCUCAAUAUCAACAACUACAUCAAAAACCUCUGCGAUUACUAUGACAAGACCAAAAACCGACGCAGCCAAGGGACACAACUUAUUGUCGAUCAAACUGCCAAACCAGAAAAUGAAGACCCCCCCAAGGAAUUUGGCACAAAGAUCGAAAAGUACGUAAAGAGGAACGAGUUCUUCGUCUACUCAGUCUCAAUGUCCUUCAACCCAAAGAUUAAGGCUGUCAGCGAUCUGCUCAAUGCAAGCAAGGAAGGCGAUGGCGUCUGCACAAUCACCGCGAAAAUGCCAAAGGAUGAACAAAAGAGGGGCUUCUACCUCCGUCUAAUGCUCAAAUGUAUAUCAAAGUAUGCCGUUGUUCUAAAACUGCAACCCGAAAACAAUGGCACCGUCUCAAACAAAAUUGUUAAAAGAGAUCAAUCACACGAAACAGUACUCAAACCAAUACCCAAAUAUUUUGAUGAAGACUACUCUGAAAGCGAAGAGACCACCGAACACACCGCCGAAACAAAACCCGGAAUAUACGGAAUGUCAUCCUUCUUCAACCAAAGGACACAAAUACUCUCCAAAUAUCUACAAAGCGGAAUCGUACUCCGAGAUGACGACAAGUUCGCCAACGAACGACUCUUGAAGGAAAAAAUGAGAACCAAACGUGUUAAUUUAUAGUCUAUGUAUAACGCUUUAAAAUUUUGAAAUAAUCUCGUGC